Messenger RNA from Colletotrichum aenigma, 888 nucleotides. RefSeq lists its product as uncharacterized. The transcript has a single exon. Gene Ontology annotation, biological process: DNA replication, removal of RNA primer. Gene Ontology annotation, molecular function: RNA-DNA hybrid ribonuclease activity; nucleic acid binding. The coding region runs from base 1 to 888 and encodes 295 amino acids. The record is from RefSeq and is a predicted model, not a curated record. Lineage: Eukaryota; Fungi; Ascomycota; Sordariomycetes; Glomerellales; Glomerellaceae.
AUGGUGCCAAAAGAGCAUACCAUUAUCUACUCAGAUGGCUCUAAAGCCCCUGAUGGUGCUACAGGCUUUGGCUUCGUUAUCUACCGCAAGAACAAACGUAUAGCCCAGGGCUGCGGCCGCCUCGGCCUAGCAGAAGUAUUUGAUGGUGAGGCUGAAGGGGCGAGGGCAGGGCUCCGACAGGCCCUCCUUACCUCCCAGGGCCAGCCUAUACACAUCUGUAUCGAUAAUACCAGUGUUAUCCAAGGGAUCCGAGGCAUAGCCCCAAACUCCUCACAAGCUGCCUUCCUUGAGAUCCAAGAGGCAGCUAGGAUAUACGACAUACAAAUCCACUGGUCCCCAGGGCAUCAAGGCAUUAGAGGAAACGAGGAAGCAGACAGCUUAGCUAAAGAGGGUACAACCCUGCCAGUCCCUAGGGGCCAACUGGCUACCCUAUCAGGGAUCAAACGGCUUGCUAAAGAGCGCAUACGACGCCAAUAUAGGAAGUGGUGGAAGCGAGAGGCAACACCCCGUUAUACCCAACUAGGGCUCAAGGCUACCCUCGCUUGCCCUCCUGAACUAGCCCUGCCACGGGCUAUACUACAUCAUCUCCUAGCGGCUCGAUCAGGCCAUGGAGACUUCGAACAAUACCACCAACGCUUCAACCAUACAGAAGCACUGCUUACCUGCUCCUGCGGGGAGGCAAAGGAGGUAGACCAUCUAGUCUACUGCCAAAAGACCCUUGUGAGGAGGCUUCAGUGGCCUACCCUCCACCCUUCUAGUCCACAUGAACCUAUAGGUCCUAUAGGAUCUCUUGAGCGGUACUAUAAGGGGUUAAUCACUGAUCCUGAAGGCUUCCAGGCCUUUCUCUCCGUGACAGACUUCUUCCAGAAGAUCUGCCCGCGGUACUAG